Fragaria vesca subsp. vesca is the source of this 1251-nucleotide messenger RNA. Its product is annotated as glucan endo-1,3-beta-glucosidase-like protein 2-like. NCBI's taxonomy places the organism in Eukaryota, Viridiplantae, Streptophyta, Magnoliopsida, Rosales, Rosaceae. The record is from RefSeq and is a predicted model, not a curated record. The transcript has 3 exons. Bases 65 to 868 code for a protein of 267 amino acids.
UCUCUUUAAGGAUUCCAUUUACUAUACUCAAUCUCAAGUUUCACCUGCAAUCUGAGCUUCAAUCAUGGCUGCUUUAGUGUAUGUAGUGCUUUUCUUGGCCCUCACUGGCCAUUCAAGUAAGCCACAGCUCCUUCUUUUACCUGUUUUUCAUAACUUUGAUCUUAUUAUUGCUCAUGUGAAGGUUGCAAAUCACUACAACCCUUUUUUUUUUUCAAUCAAAGUUUCAGUCUUUAAUAUGUUUUGCUUCAAUUUGAUAGUGAAAGUUUCUUUCUUUUUCAAUUUGAGAAAAAGGGUCACUGAAACUGAUGGUCUUGAUGAACUGGGUUUUGUGGAAACAGGUGCUACUUAUUGCUUGUGUAAAGAUGGGGUUAGUGAUGCUAAUCUUCAGAAGGCACUGGACUAUGCUUGUGGAGCUGGAGCUGACUGUUCACCAAUCCUUUCAAGCGGUACGUGUUACAACCCCAACACAAUCAAAGAUCACUGCAACUGGGCUGUUAAUAGCUACUUCCAGAAAAAGGGUCAAACCCCAUUGAGCUGUGACUUUGCUGGAACUGCCACUCAGAGCCAAACUCCUCCAACCACAAGUUCCACUUGUGUUUAUCCUUCAAGUGCCAGUAAUUCCACCACAAACUCAACCACCACAACUCCAAGCACAACACCAAGCACUACUCCAACCACAGGCACAACCCCAACCGCAACUCCAACCAACGGCACGACCACGGGUACAACAACCCCCAGUACAACUCCAUCAGUCUUUGGAAUAAGCCCAACGAGUUCUUUCACUGAUUCAAGCCCUGGUUUAGCUCCUCACUUCAUCGCAGCAGCAGCAACUCUCUGCUUUUCCGCAUUUUUGUUGCUAUGGGGUUGAGGGAGUGAUUGGUGGGAUUUGAUAUGUGGAUGAGAGUUCACUACUUCAGUAUUCAGAAUGGUUAUGGACUUAUGGUGGGUACGGAUGUAAUAUGAUAUGACAUUUGGACUGUGCAGAGGCAAACCCCAUUAGGGUUUUCUUUUUCUUCUUUGUUUUUUCUUUGCUCCAAUGUGAAAAAGCUGGGGAAUCGGAUUCCCAUUUUGAGUGGUGAUGAUACAUGACUGCUACUGCUGCUAGUGCUCUGUUGGGGUAGAGAAGAACCUAAUCUUUCUUUUUAGAUUUUGUAUAUGUAUGAAUGAGAGCCAGAGCCCUUAUUUUUUAAUUUAAUGGAACCACUCUAUUCUAGCAUUGCUGCUAUUAUUUACGUAAUGCUUGUGUUUGUU